Molecule: messenger RNA, 1959 nt
Organism: Cutaneotrichosporon oleaginosum
Lineage: Eukaryota; Fungi; Basidiomycota; Tremellomycetes; Trichosporonales; Trichosporonaceae
Source: RefSeq, a predicted model, not a curated record
AUGGCCUCGGCGUCAGCAUCACCCCACCCCCCGUGCCCUCAUUCAGGCGAGCACAACCACCAUUCCGCACCCGCACGCCGCUCCCUCGCCCUCGCCCCCACCUUCCCCAUCCUCUCCACCCGCGCCCUCCCAAACAUCACCUUCAACUACACCCUCACGGACAUGGACACGAUCCUGUCGUACACGCCGUCGUCGUCCGGCGCCUCCGCCUUGACAUGGGCGAACACGUUCUCUGACUCACCCGCGCCCUCCGUCCCCGGCCGGAGCAUCUUCGGCCGCGGCUCCUCCCUCCACACCACCUCCAUGGCCGGCUCCACCGUCGGGUGGAGCUUCUACGGCGACGCCGUAUACGUGCAGGGCAAUGCGAGCGCGGACGCCCGCAUCCGCUUGACGACGGACGGGGCGAACGCCGACUUUGUCCCCGCGACGCUGAACGAGACGGACAGCAUCGCGUGGGCGGAAGUCGCUGAGGGCUGGCACGACGUCAUGCUCAGCGUGCUUGACGGGGAGGUGUCGCUCGCCCGCGUGGUCGUGAGCACGGGGAUGCGCACGCAGGCGCCGAGCUUUGACGCGGCGCGUACGAGGGAAGAGCUCUUUCUCACGAGCGGGGAGCGCAACCCGUUCUUCAGCACGAGCGGGAAAUGGGACGCGUCGCUCCAAGUCGGCGGCGACGACAAUACCCCGCCGCAGCCGCUCUCCGUGCUCAACGGCCAGCCUGGUGCGACAUUCUCCGCCCGCGUCCCGGACAACACAUCCUAUCUCCUGCUGAACGGCACAUCGCAGCCGCUGCUGUCGUACUACACCGUCGCACUGUCGCCGCCGCUUCCGGGUUCCUUACCCGAAGCCACGUUCAACGCGCUGCAGGGCUACUGCAACGGCGUCACCUUUUUCAUGGCCCCGCUCGACCCCGAAGUUCAGUACACGCUGACCUUUAGCGUGAGCGGGAACGUCUUGACGGGCCCGGUGGGUGUGCACUCGAUGAAGUUUUGGAGUGGGCUUUGGACUAACGGGACGGAUCCUUCGCCGAACACGUCCUCAUCUGUCCCCGGCCCAUCCGGGAGUGAUCCAGCGCAGUCAGACCCUCCGAAGAGCGGUGGCGUGUCUUUGGCCGGCGCGAUCGCGGGCGGCGUCAUAGCUGGUGUUGCAGUCUUUGCGGCGCUCGUCGCGGGAUGGUUCCUGUAUCGCCGCAGGCAGAAGAAAAUCCACCACAAGCCAGAGGAUAACCGGUUUGUGAUCGAGGAACUCCCAGACUCGGAAGGGCCUCCGUACUAUCAAGGAAUGGGCUCAGUGUCAUCCUCGCGCCCGUCGCUCAUCGUGGACCCGUAUCCAUACGACCCGGCGAAUGGCUCACCUUCCGGUUCAGCCCGCGAGUCUUCGAGCCAGACGCAUCCUCUAGCAGUAUCGACCGUACCACUAUCGCCAUCGCCAGAAGCGGUGCCCCUCUCCCCCAUCUCAACCACAGUAGGAGAUCUCCGCUCGGGCCCGACGACAGCAGCCUUGUCUGUAGCAGGCCAGACCGACCGCGUGCCCCACAGCCGCCACGGCGCCUCGAACCGCCUCUCGCUCGUCGGCCUAUCAGCCGAAGACGAGGAAAUCCUCGCGGACCCGCGCCCGCGCCCCACCCCCGGCCCAUCGACAGUAGCCGAAAAACGGGCGCUGCAAGCGGCCUCGCGCCGGCCGCGCGCCCGCACCAUCUCGCGCCCCGGCGAGCAGGAGGUCGACGCCGGCCGGCUGCCGGACACGGUGCCGCCGUCGUACGACCCCAGCUGGGCGGGCGACUAUGCGUCGUCGCUCGCGAGCCGCAGCCGCGCGAACAGCUUUAGCGACACGGCGCACGAGACGCGGCGCGUGAGCCGCGGCAGCAUGGGCAGCCAGGACCUCGCGCGCAUCGCGAGCCUGGGCAACGUCGCGGGCAUGUUGGAGCGGGAGCUGGAGAGGGAGCAGCGGGAGGGGAGGUAG